UUGAUGUCACAAAAAGAUAACCAUAUAUACAGAGAACACGAACGUAAAAAUGACUAGUUGUGUAUAAAUAACAUUUAGGCAAAUAGCUGCAAAAUGAUCAACUUAAACAGGCUUGUCUUCUUGUAUUGUUGCCUAAUGGCAAUUGCCGCAGGUACUCGUCUUUACAAAUAUUUUCCUGACUUAUUCGACGACGAAGAUGUUGGGGCCUUAAUAGUGGCAAGGAACUCGUUGACAAAUCGCAGUCAAAAUGUCAGAAAAUUUUGUGGGGACCUUAUUUGUAUAGAGAAAGAACAUGACGUUGUUGCGAAUGAGAAGGAGCUGAUCCCAAAUGCUCGGAAUAUUACCUGUGAAACUUGCUACAACAUGACUGCCAACGCGCUUGCGACACCCAUAACUCAAGAAAGGCAUGUGACAGUUUACGAAAAAGAAUCGAACACUUGCUAUCGUCUUAUUACACAGAGCAGGAGAAUUAAUGAUGGAUGCAAAUGUAGUACCAAGUGAUUGUAUUUUUAA
Molecule: messenger RNA, 513 nt
Organism: Zophobas morio
Lineage: Eukaryota; Metazoa; Arthropoda; Insecta; Coleoptera; Tenebrionidae
Exons: 4
Coding region: 94-501 (135 amino acids)
Source: RefSeq, a predicted model, not a curated record